AGCGAUAAAUAUAUAAUCCUCUGAUUUCUGUCGAAUUACUUUAUAUACAAAUAGUGAAGAACCUAAGGAGGUAAAAUGCCGCCUUUAGACUGGGGAAGAAUUAUGGGUGCCAAUGUAGAGGAGCUUAGAGAAGACCUGGAUGCAGCCGAUGAGAUGUACGGCGUCUUGGAGAUGGGCUCAGUUAAUCCAGACUCGACAGAAGCUGAAGAUGUAAACAAGAUGAUAAAACUUUUUGAGGUUACUAAGACUGUUAUGAAGGUUAAAUCAUUGCAAGCAGAGCUGGCUGCUGAAGAAAUUGUAAAAGCUGGAGGUGGAGAUCAAGAGCAAGAGUUAUUGGAAGAAAUUGAACAUUUAAAGAGAGAGAUCCAACAGUACAGGAAAUAUGAUGGUGUUGGUGGAGAUGAAUUAAUCAGAGAAAUUGAGAAUAUUGAAAACAGCAAAAGGGCUUUGGAACAGGAACUCAAUGAAAAAGCGGAAGCCUACUUCCAAGAGAAAUACAAAAGUGAUCAAAUGGCUGCUAGGCUAGAUGAAGCUGAAAGAGAAAACAAGAGCUUAAAAAGAGAUAUAGAACGGAACAAGAUGGACCUAAGAGAUUUACAAAGACAAUUUGAACAACAGAGAGAAAGUACAACAAUGCGCAGAGCAGAAGGUUCUGACUUUAAAGAGAAGAUCUCCAAGAAAAACAAGGAGUUGUCUGAGUAUCUGGAUGAAAUAAGGAUUCUUCAAGAGGCUAAUGAUGAUUUAGAAGAACGCAUGAAAAACACUGAGAAAGAACUUCAAGAGGCAACUGCAGAGAUGGACAAGAUGACAGAUGAAUACACCAAACUGAAGAUUGUUCUGCAGCAGUCAGACAUGAUCAUAGAUGACAUGAGGAAAGAAAGGGAUGCCCUCAGAGCACAGGUUCAAGAUCUCAGGAUGCAGUUUUCAACCAAAACAGACACUGAUGAACAGAUUAUGGCAGCUGUGAACUCUAAAGUGGAAGAGUGGAAGGCUGUGCUUGCAGCAAAAGAAAUUGAGCUAGAGCAGUACCAGUCAUUGGUCCAAGAACUGAAACAACAAGUUGCAGGGCUUCAAAUGGAUGCAGACAAAACAUCCUUGGCCAUGUUACAACAGGCUGUGGCUGAGAAAGAUGAACAGAUAGAAAAUCUUAAAAAGGAACUUGAAAAGGCAUCAAGUGACAUGCAUGGUGUAGCUUCAUAUGUGGAAGAAGUCAAGGCCUUAACUGAAAAAGGUGUUCCAUCAGCAUAUCAGCAAAAAAGAAUCAGAGAUCUAAACAGCACGCUACAAAAAGAACAGUUGGAAGUUUUGCAGUUUAAAGACAGGAUGAUCAUGGCAGAAAAGGCUGCAGCUAUGAAAGACAAGCAGUUGAACGACUUGCUGGCUCGAAUGAUGCAAUAUGAGAGGGGAGAAUAUGGAUUGAGUGAAGCAGUGCAGGAAAUCAAGGACUGCAAGGCUCAGAUUCGUAUCAGAGACCAAAACAUUGAAGACCUGACCAGUCAAGUAAACAACUUGGAGAUCAAAGUAAAUGACAGUGAGAUGGAAAACGAGGAAUUGCGAGAGCGGCUUGGAAUGGAUCCUAAGGAGUCGCUCAACAUUGAAGAUGUACGGCACAAAAAGAAAGUUAAAGCAGAACAGGCAGUGGCUCUGAACAGAGCAUUGACUAAAGAGGUGGAAAGGUUAGAGGAAGAAAGGCUUCAGCUUAAGCGUCAGCUCCGAAAACAAGCACUGCACAGAGGUCAAAGGGCUGUAGAGUUAGGAAUCACCGCAGAAGACUUGAUUGUGGCCGAAGAAGAGGAUGUAGUCUCUUCGCCCAGAAGACUACCUGUAGUGGAUUCUGAUAGUGACGUCACCAAGGCUAUGAACCAGAGGCUGGAAGGAGAAGUAGAAAAGAACGAAAAACAAAUUGAAAAGUACAAAUCUGAUAUGAAGAAGAUCGAGACUGAGAAUAAGGAACUUAAAGAUGAGAAUAAGCAGUUGGAAGUUGGGAUGCGGGAGAUUUUAGCACAGCUGAGAGAACAUGCUGCAGCACAAGGAGCAGAGGAAAAUAAAUUAGUACAAGUACCAGCCUUAGAAAAGCUUAUGGCUAUGAUAGAAUCUAGAAAUGCAGUGGGUCAAUAUGACACAACACUACAAUUGAAAGCUCAGAUCGAACAACUAAGUGGGAGGAAUGAAGAACUCCGACACGAACUGCAUAAUGCCCGAGAAGAAACAGCUAAAGCCAUUAUGCAGUUGGAGAGGAAAAAGACCAAGAUCGAGGAUCUUGAAAAAGAUAUUAAAGUGUUGAAAGAGAUAGGUGAAGGCGCCGUCAAGUUACAACCCAUGCCUUUGCCGCAGGGAAUGACACCGUCUUCAACAGAGAUCAUCGCCAGUCUUAACGAGCAUCUUAUACAAGUACUUCAGGAAGUCUCCCUGAAAGAGCAACUACUGGAGAAAAUGGAGAAGGAUCUUGAGAUGUUCAAGAGGAAAUUCUCGGUCAUUCUUCACCAAAAGGGGCUUCUUUAUGCUGAUUUUAUGAAAGAAAAAGAGAAAUGGGAGGAGGAGAAGAAAGCGAUCGAAGAAGAUAAGGCCUCAACUGAACUUGCCAGAGAACACGAUAAAAUCAGGCUCAUGGAAUUCGAGAGAUUACUCGAUACCCUGGAAAAAGACGAGGACAAGCAGAAAAAGAGACUUGGAGAAAUGACAAGAAAGGUUACAGUUUUGAGAGUGAACGAGAAGUCGCUCAGCAGGAGAUACACGGCCAUGCAAGAGGUGGAAGCUGCACUCAGGAAAGAAAACAAGAGAUACAAAAAUGAUGUUGUUGCCAUGGAGACCGCAAUUACCGAGAGACUGGGUUACCUUCAAAGACACAAAGAAAUGUCCACGUACAAGAUUGGAGUAUUACAGCAAGCUUUAGAUGAGAGUGUUCUUGCAACAGAACUAGAGGCAGCGAACAAACAGUAUAACGAACUUACGGCCAAGUAUCGCGACGUUAUACAAAGGGAAAACAGCCUCGUGGCACGAUCAGCCAUAGUCGACAAUCUAGAGGCCGACUUGAAGGCUUUGGAAGAAAGAGAAGCUGAUCUGAAGAGGGAGAUGACCUCAUUGAAGGAAAGAAACCACAGUUUAGAGCAGAUGGUGAAUGAACUGCUAUCGAAAGAGGGUGGAGAGGGUGGAGGAGACACCAGCAUUGUGCGGCAGGAAGAGAUGGACAGAAUAUCAAGAAAACUCGCCACGUUAGAAAUGAAGGAACUGAAUGAGAGAGAGCGUGCCGACCAUGCCACGAGGAAAUAUGAACAAGUUCAGUCUCUUAUCAAGCAACUAGAGGAAAGGAAUGUAGAGUUGGAACAAAAAUUUGCAGAGAUCAGCAAGUUGAAUCUUGAAUCUCAGAGAGUUGAGCGGCAGCUUAGGGACGAAAUAUCCAACUCUGUCACACAGGAUACUCAUGUGGCUGUCACGCGUCGUGUCCAGUCUCUGGAGGAGUCCGAAUCUAAGCUAAAGGUGGAAGUGUCACGAUUGAAGGAGGUGGCGGAAGUGGCUUCGCAUCAAACCGAAGCCAUCAAAGCGCAGCAGGAGUCACAGGACAGAGAGCUGACAUCUCUCAGGAAGCAACUUUACGACAUGCAGAUGGAGAGUGAUGACAAGACCAUUAUAGGUAAACUGCACCACCAUAUCGUGGCCCUUCAGGUGAGUGAAGGUACAGCCGUGAGGAAACUGGAAGCUGCUAUGCAGAAGCUGUCCAGACAGGAAGCUCAUGUGUUACGGCUCGAGCGGAAAAUCGAUGAAAAAGACCAGGCUUUGUAUCACGCUAAGACGGAGGCCAGGAACAAGGCAAAGUUCCUUAAGAGAACCAUUCAAGAUCUGCGGAGGCAGUACAGCGGAGCUCUGCCACUGAUGAAACAGGAAAAGUUUGCCGAGACUAUGCGUUCGUUACACGAAGACAAGCACAAGCUUGAAGGAGAGCUUAAGAAAGCUAGAACCGACAGAGAAGCAGCGGAAGACAAGCUUGCUGAGCUUAAGCUUCAACACGAUGGGUUACAGGAACUGAUGUGUACGUUAAAGGAUGGCAAAGGGGCAGCUAAAGUCACUGAAUGGCACGCAAAGAUGGGCGAAAUACGACUGCAGGACCUUAAACUGAACCGUGCUAUUACCAGACUGCAGGAAGAGUUGAAACACCUGGAAAAUAUGACAAAAGUUCAGGAACGCACCAUCUCGGAUCUGGAAGAUGAAAAUGUCCAGCUUGCCAAAGAGCACGAAGAGAGGCAGUUGCUAUGGGAACAGAGGGAGGUGGAGCUUGAGCGCACGAUUGACAAGCUAGAAAAACAACAGGAACAACUAGCAGACGCAGCUGCUAAGUUUGAGGAGGCUACUGGCUCGAUACCAGACCCUGAUCUUCCAGUAGCAAAUCAGCUUGAAUUGGCGAUUAGAAAUAUAAAGGAGCAUAUAAGGAUUAUUGUAGGAACGAGAGAGGAAAGCAGAGCUCUUAAAAAGAAAUACGAAGAGCUGGAUCAAGCUUUCAAGCAGUCAGAAGAAAGGCUCACCCAGAAAGAUAAGCUGAUAAACGAGCUGCGCCUCCGUCUCCCUCUGUCAGAGCGCGGGGAGAUCACAGCAGAAGCCAAGAAAGCUGCUGGAUUAGUAGAGGAGGAUUAUGAAUCAAAACGGGCCUUGAAAGUGGCACAGGCAACUGUUUCCAGUCUUCAGCAAAUGCUGGCUCGUAAAGAAGAAUCGUUGGCUAAAUACCAGGAAAUGUUAAAAGAAGCACGAGAGGAGGCCAAGACUCAAAACGAACAACACAAAGCAGAAAUUCAGCUCCUACAAGACAGGUUACAUCUGGAGACGGACGAGACAUUUAGAAGGAAGAAGACUUUCCACAUGGAUUCCGUGAAUGACGAUGGUCCUCCAGUUCCUUCUCACAAACAGCUGGCACGUUUGUCAGAGUUGGAGGAAAUGGUGACAGAACAGGACAAUGCCUUGGCCGUGGCGGCAGAGAAGUACAAGAAAUCACGAAAUGAGAUCAGCAAAAUGAAAAAGGAUCAUGAAGAGGAAGUAAACAGUCUCAAACAGCAGAUGGCCAGGAAAAACGAGGAUCAUUCAAAAGAAAUUACGAGACUUAACAACGAGAAACUAGAACGAGAUGACAGAAUAAUGGAACAGAGUAAGGAGAUCGAGGUACUUAAGGAUGAACUUGAGUUAGCAAAGGAAGCCUCCCAGCGUGCUCCUAGUAAAACCAUGAAACAUUUGGUGGAGAGACUUAGGAACCAGUUGGCAUUGAAGGAAAAACAACAGAAGUCCUUGAGUCAAGCUCUCCUGCAGCUCAGAGCUGACAUGGUUACGACUGCAGAGGAAAAUGUUCAGGCUCACGCUAAAAAGGCUGAGCAACAGGCCAAUGUACAACAUAUUGUGGAGAAAGAAACUGCUGGUCUUCAGGCACGCCUCGAAGAGCUCCAAGAGAGAAUGGAAAAACUCAAGAAAGAGCUAAGGAAACAAAAGGAGAAGGAAUCGAACUUUUUAGGGGAAAGGGACAAACUGAAGCAGGAACUUUCAAAAAAGGACUCUGCGCUGUUAAAGCUUGGGCGUGAACUGAAGGAGUUAGAGACUGUGCAAGAACAGUUGGAGAAAAAAGAGGAAGAAUUGAGAACUGAGAGGAACACGCUUGCUCAGGAACGAGCUGAAUGUGAAAAACUACGAGAGAGAGUGAAAAGCCUUCAAGAGAAAAUAAAGCAGUUCAAACAGAAGAGCUCUGAGGACUCUGAAGGAGGAGCUGGUGACGAUAAACCGAUUGUUGAGGAAGUGAUUAAGGAAGAUAGGGCGGCAGUGGUCUCUGAAGGAGUUGCGCGAUGGGAGGACAACAAGAAGUGGCAACAAAAAGUAGAAACACUUAAGGGAAAACUGGCGGAGAAAACACGAGAGCUGGAAAAAGCCGAAAAGACCAUCGGUAUGUUACGAGACGCAGUAAGCAGGGCUGAGAAGGACAAGGCAGGACUUCACAGUAGAUUGAAAAGUUCUGCCAAGUCUUCAACAGGUGGACAAGCUCUUGUCACUAACGAAGUUGUUCAGGAUCUUAGACAGAAUAUUUUUAAGCUGGAAGAAGAGAAUCAGGAAUUGAGACGUCAGAAAGUUCUGGGUCAUGACAAACAAAUGGAAGCACUUGAGCUUCGAAACAAACAACUAGUGGAGUAUAUUGAAGAUUUAGAGAGAGACCUUGCUGGCAGAAUGGCUGAGCAGCGUACAGUGGAUCAUGCUGAUGCUGAUAUGUAUCGUGAAAUGUAUCAGAGAAAUCAGUCUCUUCAAAAACAGCUCUUAGAGGCGAAAGAGGAAAAUAUGGAAUUAAGAUUCGAGUAUGAACAAGCUCGAAAGGAAAACCCUCGACUAAAGGCUCGUGUAGAAGAUUUACAAGAGUAUGUGGAAAUUUUGAAAGCAGAACUUGAAGCAAGCAAAAAGAGGGAGAAAGCUCGCAAGAAGAGUCUGGGCACUGGUAUGGGUGGUCAGAGCGUAGAGGAUCUGGAGAGAGUAAUAGCAGCCAUGAGACGAGUUGUGGAGAGACUUCAGGGAGAGAAUGAUCAGUUAAAGAAGACUGUUGGAGCAGGAGGCCCUCAGUAUGGUGAAGUGUUAAAGGAAAAUAAACGGCUCAAGCAUGAGUUGGAGAAGGCAAAAGUUAGCGAGAAGACCCAGUCCUCCCGUGGAGGUAGUAGUGAGGGAAAUACAGCUAGACUGGUGACUGAGAACGAGAAACUACUUAAAGAUUUAAAAAAGGAAAUGGAGAAGGUAGAAAAGUUAAAAACAGCAAACGCUAAUCUGGAACAGAGAAAAGAAGAGCUUGUGAAAGAAUUAGAACAGUUACAUCAAAGACUUUCCGCCUCAAACAUGGAUGGACUUGAUAGUAAAGAAUGGAAAUCAGUCGUUUUACCAAAGAUAUACGAAGAGAAGAUGCAAAAACUAGAGGCAGAACUGGAGAAAAAGACAAAUCUGUUGAAAGAUAUCAAGACGUACUUGAAAGCAGCUGCAAACAGAGAAACUGAGUUAAUGAAGAAACAGCAAGAACUUGAGGAAAAGGUUACAAUUUUGGAGCGGUUUCCCGCAAAUAUUAAAGGUGACAGUGAUCUGGUCAAAGAACUUCAACAGACAAGGUUGCGGUUGGCAUCUCUCGAGUCAGAGAAAGAAGAAAUUUUACACGAGGUACGGCAACUCAGAAAGAUGGGACAGGCAGGUGAUCUACCACGUGACUUGGAUAAUGAAGAAGUUCUAGAGAAAUUACGAAACUACGACAGAAUGAUGGCCGAGGACGUGGAACUGAGAACGAGAUUGAAAACUGUAGAGUUGGAGCGCGAUCGAACGUCGCAUGAAGUCUCCAAGCUACGAAAAGAACUCGAGGCCUUUGAUCCCGCUUUUUUCGAAGAGAUCGAAGACUUGAAGUACAAUUACCAAAAGGCUGUUGAAAGGAACGUGCUGUACGAGCGACAGUUAAGGCAGAUGUCUCGACAGUUUGGAGUUGAUGUGAACAUUCCUACGGAGGAUUAAACUUUUGUGAGCCAGAUUCUCCACAGAAAGCAGCGAAAGUUCUACAGCCAAAAAUACGUUGGCAAAUUUCUUAGUGAACUUCAGUGUCCCAACAACACUUUCCUAACGAGGGAACUUGCCAAAGACGCGCCCAUUUUGCAAAGGCCUUCAGCUGAGAUUUUCGUAGGCAUAGAAAUAUGCGCCCAAAAGUGCCGCCGCAGUUUUUAAAUGAGAAGGCUUGUGAAGAAAAGAAUUGCUUUCCCAGAAAAGAUUUUGAGAAAAGUGUGUUAAAAAUGCCAUCGAGACGCUGAAUUUUAUAGACUUACUGAUGUCGUGUCAGUCAAAGGAAUUCAUUGGAACGGACGUGUUCACGAUUGAAACGUAAGAUGUGGAAACACCUCUUCUUAGCAGAAUUAAUAUUGUUCAGCAAUUGUUUGAUGAAUGAAAUCGAAAAAAGGGAUAUACGAACGUAUUUUAAGCGGUUUAGAAUAUUUAUAACUAAUUUAUUUUUAGAGAUCAUAUUUUUAUUGUAUAAAAGUCUGGAAUUGUGAUAAUUUUUUUUUACAAGAAUAGUAAUUGAACAUUUGUUGAGUUCUUAGUCCCCUUAGCUUUGUUUUUAUUAUUUCCUUUUCGUGUCUUGCCGUCUUUCACUUGAGUUCCCUGUAACCUUCGUCUUCUUCGGACAUCUCAUGUCCCUUUGUUUUAAUUGUGAAUCAUCAUGUAUUCACUUUCCCUUUCCUUCGUCCUAGACAUCUCAGUUUUGUUUUAUGUGGAGCGUUUUCCGUCAUGUUCCCCACUACCUAUCGGCUUCCUUUACUUGUCUCGAGUGAGAAGGAAGCGCAGAUGGGAUCGUUUGUUUCCAGGUUAUUUGUUCCCUUCUUUUUCUGAGAUUUUUUUCUGAUCUAUUGGCUUUCACGUUUUCUCUUGACCAUUUUGUUACUCAUUUCCCUACGUAAUCACAUUUUCGUUCUCCUUGAGAAUAAAACUAA
This is a messenger RNA of Pocillopora verrucosa, 8462 nucleotides long. RefSeq names its product centrosomal protein of 290 kDa. Gene Ontology annotation, biological process: ciliary transition zone assembly; non-motile cilium assembly. NCBI's taxonomy places the organism in Eukaryota, Metazoa, Cnidaria, Anthozoa, Scleractinia, Pocilloporidae. The record is from RefSeq and is a predicted model, not a curated record. Gene Ontology annotation, cellular component: centriolar satellite; ciliary transition zone.